Messenger RNA from Aureobasidium uvarum, 642 nucleotides. Lineage: Eukaryota; Fungi; Ascomycota; Dothideomycetes; Dothideales; Saccotheciaceae. The record is from the annotation of a GenBank genome assembly.
AUGUCCAGCAAGCCAGGAGAGGAGUUCGAAGUUCGCCAGACCUCGACAUCCGAGGACUAUACNCCCGACCCUUCCAAGUCCAUCAAGCUCAGCCCUCAGCGCCAGGCUCUGAUUGACGACAUCAUCGCUCUCUACAGCUGCGAGCCCACCGUCAGACGUGUCGAGCGCUACACCGCUGAUUGUGUCUACGAUGACCAGUUUGUCUACGCCAACGACCGCUACAAGAUGGCUGGACAAUGGUUCGCUCUGCCCAAGCUAUUCAAGGCAAGCAAGAACGAGCGCUACGAGAUCAUCAAGAACGACAGGGACUUGAUUCAAUUCAAGAACGAGCAGUCAUGGACGUUCAAGAUCAUCCCCAAGACAGCUACCAUCAACGCACUCGUCUCGCUGUCUCUCGACCCCGACACUGUGGACUCGGACUUUAUCCAAGUCAAGUACCACAAGGACCAGGCGAACGACAAGGACUACUCGCACGAAGGAUUGGGAUUCUCCUUCAAGAAGUGGCAGGCAGACAACGUGGUCAAGUUGAUGAGCUCGCCAGAGGUUGAGCACUUCGCUAAAGACAAGAGCGCGGCCAAGGAACCAGUCAAGAAGUACGGCAGUGGAGACGAGAAGGGCCAAGCUCCCAAGCAGAGCUUCUAG